Micromonas pusilla CCMP1545 is the source of this 966-nucleotide messenger RNA. RefSeq lists its product as uncharacterized. Gene Ontology annotation, cellular component: cilium. The record is from RefSeq and is a predicted model, not a curated record. The annotation marks the transcript as partial. Gene Ontology annotation, molecular function: tubulin binding; tubulin-glutamic acid ligase activity. The transcript has a single exon. Gene Ontology annotation, biological process: protein polyglutamylation; microtubule cytoskeleton organization. Lineage: Eukaryota; Viridiplantae; Chlorophyta; Mamiellophyceae; Mamiellales; Mamiellaceae.
GUGAAGGCGGCGUUUAAGACCGCGGGGUUCAGGACGGUGCUGAAUAAGGCGUCCGAGGGGUACAACGCGGUGUGGAACGGGUGCCUGAAAAACGAAGACUUGAAACGCGUGAACCGGUAUCAAAGAGUGAACCACUUCCCCGGGACGUGGGAGGUCGGAAGGAAAGAUCGGCUGUCGAGGAACAUCGGCAAGGCGCGGAGACGCACGCAGGGGAGCGACGACUUCGACAUCCACCCGCGGUCGUUCGUGCUGCCCGCGGACAGCGACGACUGGCGCAUAGAGUGCGACCGGUACCCGGACGGUUUGUACAUCAUCAAACCGCCGGCGUCCUCGCGCGGGAGAGGGAUCAAGAUGAUGCGUCGACCGAGCGACAUCAAGCCGGACAAGGACUACCUCAUCCAGAGAUACAUCCGAGACCCGCAUCUCAUCGACGGGUACAAGUACGACAUCCGCGUCUACGUCGCGGUGACGUGCUUAGACCCGCUGAGGGUGUACGCGUACAGAGAAGGUUUAGUCCGUCUCGCGACGGAGCGAUACACGAACGACGGCGUCGACUUGAACAAGCGGUGCAUGCACCUGACGAACUACAGUGUGAACAGUAAAAAAGAAGCGUUCACGAUGGGCGAGACCGCGGAGGACGACGACGUCGGGUUCAAGUGGUCCCUCUCCGCGCUCAGGAGGCACUUCGACGAUAACGGUUUGGAUUUCGAAUCGACGUGGGCGAGGAUGAAAGACGUCAUCGUGAAGACGAUGAUCGCGGUCGAGUCCCCGAUGAACACGAAGAGCAAGAUGUUCGUCCCGGACCGGCGGAUAUGCUACGAGAUCUUCGGGUUCGACAUCAUGCUCGACUCGAGGCUCACGCCGUGGCUCAUCGAGGUCAACACCGGUCCGUCCCUGAGCGCGCCGUCGAAGCUGGACAUGCACGUCAAGCACCGGAUGCUCGCCAACUUGUUCAACCUCGUCGGG